AGUUCUAACGAACGCGACACAAAGUCACACAAAGAGUCCAACUCCAACCUACUGCACUUCACAGUUUCCACAACUUUGAAAAAGGAUCCUGAUAAUUCCGCGGGAGGAAGGAAUCUAUGGUCGGACAAGGCGGCACCGCCGCGAAUCAGGGCGGAAGCGCCGAUAAAGUAAUAGUGGCUGUGAAAGCAGAGAAGGUGAUUUCGAAAACGGCAUUGGCCUGGGCGCUCACUCACGUCGUUCACCCCGGCGACUGCGUGACCUUGCUCGCCGUCUUCUCCACCGCUAAAACCGGUGGAAAAUUCUGGAACUUCCCGAGAUUCACCGGAGAUUGCGGGAGCCGUCGCCGGGAAGAUUUGCCGGAUCGGAUUUGCCAGAUCUCCGAUUCGUGUUCGCAGAUGGUUCUCCAGUUUCACAGCCAAAUCCAGGUAACAGUGAGGAUUAAGGUAGUAUUAAGUACACCAGAUGGGGUUGUGGCGGCUGAAGCAAGAUGCAACGGAGCCAAUUGGGUCGUACUGGACAAAAAGUUGAAGCAAGAGCGGAAGCAUUGCAUGGAUGAGCUUGGAUGCAACAUUGUCAUGAUGAAUGGAACUGAGCCUAAAGUCCUGAGACUCAAUCUAGCAUGCCAAGAUGAACUCCAAACCCCAUUCUUUUCUGCCGCUUCUUCACCAGGAUCUCAUGUUGGAAAAUUUCAAGGGCAUCAUAGAAUGAAGCAUUCCACUCCGGUUAGCAGUCCUGAAGAACCAAGCUCCUCCUACACAAGAACCACUGGAGACGGUUCAUCGUCAAGUUACGACACUGUGACUUCUCUUUUUCUCGUCUAUGAACAGAAUCCUCUUUUCGAAGGACCACGAAUAGGAGACCGCAUACCAAAUGAUUUAGAGGAUCCGUAUGAAGAACUUGAGACAAUUGGAGAGAGGCUUAUUAAUCUAUCUAAACCUCUAACGUCAUCUGCAGUCACUACUCAGAGUGUCUUUUGGAUCCCCCAAAAUCACAUUGUUGAUCAUGGAAAGCCUCCAACUCCCCAAAAUAGUAAAAACGAUGACAAACCAAGAUCUCCCACUUUCCAUACUCUUUUUGAGGAGUGUUCACCAUUUGAUCAAGAUACAAGGAUAGAUCAAUUUGAGCCGAAGGAAACCCCUAAGAAAGGGUACCUUAUUAAUUCUAGCAUCAGGGAUGCUGUUUCUUUGGGUAGAACCUCCUCAACACCUCCACCAUUAUGCUCUCUAUGUCAACACAAAACACCGGUAUUUGGGAAACCUCCAAAGCAGUUCUCGUACAAAGAGUUGGAGGAAGCUACAGACACGUUCUCAGAUAUCAACUUCUUGGCAGAAGGUGGUUUCGGUGUGGUGCACAGGGGAGUUUUGAGAGACGGUCAAGUUGUUGCUGUGAAGCAGUUGAAGUUUGGUGGAUCUCAAGCAGAUGCUGACUUCUGCAGGGAAGUACGAGUAUUGAGUUGCGCGCAACAGAGGAACGUUGUGUUGCUGAUAGGGUAUUGUAUUGAAGGCAAGGCAAGGGUAUUGGUUUAUGAGUACAUCUGCAACAGCUCGUUGGAUUUCCAUUUGCAUGGGAAAAGAACCCGUCUAGAUUGCGAAUCGAGGCUAAAGAUAGCAACAGGAGCAGCCCGUGGUCUACGAUAUCUGCACGAAGAUUGUAGAGUGGGAUGUAUAGUACACAGAGACCUCCGACCCAACAAUAUCCUUCUAACCCACGAUUUUGAACCUCUGGUUGCGGAUUUUGGGCUUGCUAGAUUUUACUCCGAAUGGGAGAUGAGCAGUGAGGACCGCGUGAUUGGAACUUCAGGGUAUCUGGCGCCGGAGUAUGUGGAUGGCGGGCAAAUUACACAUAAAAUUGAUGUGUAUGCAUUCGGAAUAGUUCUGCUAGAGCUUAUGACCGGUCGAAGAAUCACUGAGCUACAAUAUGCCAAGGGACAUCGUUAUUUAGAAGAAUGGCUCCACCCCCUAGCUACAUUAGAGCCACACCACAUCUUACCAACUCAUUAUCAGCUACUGGAUCUGGACUUGGCCUCCGAUGAAAAUCCUGACUUUCCCCAUCAACUACAGGCCCUGGCACGUGCUGCUUCUCUGUGUCUGCGUCGAGACCCUGAAUCCAGACCCCCAAUGUCAAAGGUGCUGAGAGUGCUAGAAGGCGGAGAUCCGGUUGUUCCUCUGGGCCUAGACUUGAACACUGCUGGUAGUAGGAGUGGUCAUCUGCCUGGACUGAGGCGACCCGAAGCAAGAGGAAGCCAUUCUCGUACAUUAUCACAUUGAAUACCGAUUCAUCUUUAUGGUUACGAUAUUUUUUUCUAUACAAGCGAUAUUGGGGGAGGAGAAUCAGACUUGGGGCCUCGGACUUAACCAACCGAACGAGUUUAUGUGUCCCUUGAUGGGUUAUGAUGAGAAUUCGUAUUGCACAUUGCAGUUUUCAUGACAUAUUUUUUACUUCCACCGUUGUUUUGAGUUACAGUAUAAGCCUGUAAUGAAGUUCUUUACAUGUAUAUCAGAAUAAUCAAUUUGUUUCCACAACUUUAAUUACAGUAUGAAAUAUAUA
Molecule: messenger RNA, 2547 nt
Organism: Malus domestica (apple)
Lineage: Eukaryota; Viridiplantae; Streptophyta; Magnoliopsida; Rosales; Rosaceae
Product: inactive protein kinase SELMODRAFT_444075-like
Biological process (GO): protein phosphorylation
Molecular function (GO): ATP binding; protein tyrosine kinase activity
Source: RefSeq, a predicted model, not a curated record